GGCAGUCAGAGCUCUAAGGUUCAGAUCCACCAUAACACCUGGCUCCACUUCCCUGGACACAACCUGCGCUGGAUCCUCACAUUCACUCUGCUGUUUGUCCACAUCUGUGAGAUCGCUGAGGGAAUCGUCUCCAACAAACAGAUGGACACCAACCACCUCCACCUCUUUAUGCCAGCGUUUAUGGGGUUCAUAGCAGCCACUACAUCUGUGGUGUACUACCACAACAUAGAAACAUCCAACUUCCCCAAACUACUGCUGGCUCUGUUUAUCUACUGGGUUCUGGCGUUCAUCACCAAGUCCAUCAAGCUGUGGAAGUUUGCAGAGUACGGUGUUGGAGUGCUGCACCUGAGGUUCUGUAUCACAGCCCUGCUGGUCGUUCUGUACGGACUCCUCAUGGCUGUAGAGAUCAACGUCAUCAGGGUCAGGAGGUACGUGUUCUUCGCCAACCCCCAGAAGGUAAAGCCUCCAGAGGACCUUCAGGACCUGGGAGUGAGGUUCCUCCAGCCCUUCGUCAACCUCCUCUCCAAGGCCACAUACUGGUGGAUGAACCCCCUGAUUAUAGGAGCCCAUAAAAGACCCAUUGAGCUGAAGAAGAUAGGCAAGCUCCCCAUCGCCAUGAGAGCCCUCACCAACUACCUGAAGCUCAAAGACGCCUACGAGGAUCAGAGGAAUGCCGAGGACCCAGAGAAGGCUCCAUCCAUCUGGCGUUCUAUGUACCGGGCGUUUGGCCGACCCAUC
Salvelinus sp. IW2-2015 is the source of this 738-nucleotide messenger RNA. The record is from RefSeq and is a predicted model, not a curated record. Lineage: Eukaryota; Metazoa; Chordata; Actinopteri; Salmoniformes; Salmonidae.